GGGCCGCUUGGCGCCAGGAGGCGCAAUCCAUGUGGCUCAUCGCGGACGGGUCGCAGACCUUGGGCCGCCUUCCCGUGCCGGGCAGCGAGGGCCCGUACACCGUCGGGCGGCACGAGUCGGCCGACGUCACCGUCACCGGCGACAAGUCCAUAUCGCGCAAGCACCUGGAGCUGCGUGUGGGCGAGGACGGCCGCACCCUCAGGCUGACCGACCUCGGCUCCAAGUUUGGCACCUCCGUGGACAACUCCAAGGUUGACCCAGGCGGGACGGCCAGCCUCGUCGACGGGGCCUCGCUCUCGCUCGGCGCAAAGGUGCUGACGGUGCGGCACGAGCCGCUCGUGCUCUGCUACUCGGGGCUGUCCAAGGCGGACACCGAGGUGGUGCAGGCCGCAGCCGCGCGGCUCGUCGGCGUGAGCGCGAGCAAGGAGUGGGCCGACGGCCACACCUCCCACCUCGUCAUGUCCAAGAUCAAGCUGACGCCAAAGCUGAUGCUGGCGCUCGCGCACGGCUGCCCGGUGGUCGCGCCUGCCUGGGUGGAGCGGGUGGCCGCGCGCAAGGCCGCCGCCGAGCCGCUGCCUGACCCGAGCGCCGUGGGCUGCUCCCCCACCGACGCGACCCAGCCGGACAUCCCGGCCGGCUGCCACGCCGUCCGUCCCGAGAGGAGGAGCCUCUUCCGAGGCAGGAAGCUGGCGGUGCUGCCUGGCGGGGAGGCGUCGAGCCGAGGGCACACGGUGUCGCUGCUCUCGCUCAUGGGCGCCGAGGUGGUCGAGGCGGACCAGGCCGAUGCCGCCUCGCUCUCGUCGCACGUCUCUGCCGGCUUCGAGUUUGUGAUGCCCGAGGGCGUGAGCGCGGAGAGCACCCUGGCGGACCUCGCCGCGGCGGGCGGCCGCGCCUUCAACGCCGGCCUCGUCCGCCUCGUCUUGCUCCACGCCUCCCUCGACCACUUCCAGCCCCUCCCCACCCCCGCACCGCCGCCCGCCGCCGCCGCGCCGCCUGCAGCCGCCAAGCCAGCCUCCAAGCCGCCCGCCAAGCCGCCGCCGGCCCCCAGACCCGCCCCCGACCCCGCCUCUGCGGCUGCUGCCUCUGCGGCUGCUGCCGCCUCCCCGGCCAUCGGAGGCGGCAGCGGCGGAGGGGGCGGAGGCGGAGGCGGCCAAGCCUUCCUGCGCGACAUGACGCCCGUCUCCACGCGGGUGUCGCCCACUGCUGCUGCGCCGACGGAGGAGGCGGGGCCUGCGGAGACGCAGAUUCCGACGCCGGUCGAGGCGGCCGCGCUGCCGGGGAGAGCGCGGCAGCCGGGGGCGAGCCAGCGGCGAGCGAGGCGCGUGGUGGUUGCGUGAGUAGGCUGCAGUCUACGACGAGGUGGUCGACAGUGCAGUCGCGCCGCGCAAGGAGGAGGAGGGCGGCGAGGGGGCGGACAGGCCCGCGAGGCUGCCGGGCGGAGUGUGGCGCGUGCGGGCUCACGCGCCGGGAGGUGUGAACGACUUCUUCUCGAGGCCCGGCGGCGCGGCCAGCGGCACGGACCCCAAGAUGCCGAGCGUGGCUGCCGACGUGGUGGGCAAGCGGACUGCGGUGGAGCCGAGCGCGCUGGUCGGCAAAAAGCACUUUCAAAAGAACGCCGUGCGGCAGGGCCGCUCGCUCGGCGUCGAGCUCGAGGUCGAGGUGCUCGGCACGGGCUCCGAGUGGCAGGCGGACGCCACGCGCCGCGCCGGCUACGAGGAAGGCGCCGCAAACGAGGCCGACGCCCUGUUUGAUGAGGCGACCGCGGCCCGGCCGACCAAGCGGUCCCGCCGCUGAGGCCCCAUUGCGAUUGCCUCCUCCGCGCGCGGCUCACAACAACGUCGAGGCGCGGCAGCCGCUGGGGGUCGAGACGCAGAGGCUGCGAGACGGGAGUUCAACGGGAAGUCCUCUUGCACGCCCCGGUGCAUGUACGUAGAGAGAGUGGAUAUUUAGUUGAGUCAGGUCAAACUGGUCCGCAAGGAGCUUGAGGGUAGCUGUAGCUACGCGGUGUUGUCGAGUGUCGGUCGGCUUUCCAAAGCCGAAGCUUGGUUACCGAAGAAAAUUCUGUAUUCUCCAAA
Molecule: messenger RNA, 2075 nt
Organism: Emiliania huxleyi CCMP1516
Lineage: Eukaryota; Haptophyta; Isochrysidales; Noelaerhabdaceae
Exons: 5
Coding region: 30-1337 (435 amino acids)
Biological process (GO): double-strand break repair via homologous recombination; mitotic G2 DNA damage checkpoint signaling
Cellular component (GO): Mre11 complex
Molecular function (GO): protein binding; damaged DNA binding
Source: RefSeq, a predicted model, not a curated record